Colletotrichum godetiae is the source of this 438-nucleotide messenger RNA. RefSeq lists its product as uncharacterized. The coding region runs from base 1 to 438 and encodes 145 amino acids. Lineage: Eukaryota; Fungi; Ascomycota; Sordariomycetes; Glomerellales; Glomerellaceae. The transcript is spliced from 3 exons. The record is from RefSeq and is a predicted model, not a curated record.
AUGGUCGCCGUUCCAACCACUCAGGCCGAGGCCCUGGCUUGGCUUCGAAAUUCCCACAAUAUCCACGACUCUCUGCAAACAACAGACUUCGACAAGAUCUACUCCAAGAAUGCCCAGGUCAAAUUCACCAACUUCCCCGUUGCCGAUGGUGUGGAUUCCAUCAAGCAGAUCAUGGACGCGGCGUUUGGGCAGCUGUCGUAUAUGAAGCAUAUUACUCGUCAGGCUGAUAAGGUGGACAACAGGAUCUGGCUCGCUGUGGACAUCACCUACCGAGUCAAGGGCGACCCUGAUAACGAGGACAUUAACAUCCCGGCUGCAGGGCUAGUCACGAUCGUGACGGAGGGGGAAGAAGCUGGCAAGAUCGCACGUUUCGAUGUCUUUCUCGAUAACACACCUGUCAGGGAAAAGAUUGCAGCGGUUGCGAAGUUGAAAUCGUAG